UAUUGGGUUUGCAGACAGAGCGGGAGCAGCUGGGAGCCCGCCGGGUAGGGCCGCGAGCUCAGCGAGAGUGCGCAGAGGCCUCGGCGGCAGGUGCAGGCCCUUGGCCCUGACUCCAAGUCUCUCCGGACCGGAAUAGCGGUCAAGGAAGCCACCGGCUUCAGGUGUCUUCUCAGGAAGAGCAACAGGGGAGAAAAAUGGCCAAGAGGUUGCUGCCAGCCCAGGUUCAGGAGCCUGUGACAUUCAGGGAUGUGGCCCUGUUCUUCAGCCAGGAUGAGUGGUUGCAUCUGGACUCUGCACAGAGAAGCCUGUACCGUGAGGUGAUGCUGGAGAACUACAGCAACCUGGCCUCACUGGGGAUCCAGGUUUCAAUACCUCGGGUGAUUCACAAAUUGCAGAAAGGACAAGAUCCCUGCAUGGAAAGAAAAGACCUUGAAGACACCUGCUUAGAUUUCCAGAUUUGGCCAAGGGUAGAAGCACUGCCUUCCAAACAAGACGUUUUUAUUGAAGAAACAUCUCAUGGGUUAAUAAAGUAUGAAUCCACUGAGGGUACUCACUGGAAAACUAACUUUGGAGAAGUUGUGAAAUCUCAGAGCCUAAUAACACAGGAACAAGAAAAGAAAGUUCAUGAGCAGGAGGCGGCUUCACCCAAGGAGACUCUCAGUGAAGAUGGAAAUUCCACAGACCCUGAGCUGGGAAAACCAUUAUUUAUCAGUGAAGCACUUGUCUCACAAGAGAGUGAUCCCCAAGAAAGGGUACCUAGUAUGUAUGACACUGUGGAGAAAGAUUUACCACAGGAUUUUGAUUUAAUGAGAAGCUUCCAGAUUUACGCAGGAAAAAAACCUUAUGUCUGCAGUGAAUGUGGGAAGGCUUUUAGUCAAAGUCUCCAUCUUCUUGAGCACCACAGGAUUCACACUGGGGAGAAACCUUACAAGUGUAACGAGUGUGAGAAAUGCUUCAGCCAUAGAUCUUCUCUCCUGGCUCACCAGAGAACCCACACCGGAGAGAAGCCAUACAAGUGUAGUGAGUGUGAGAAAGCAUUCGGCAGCAGUUCCACACUCAUCAAACACCUGAGGGUGCACACUGGAGAGAAACCUUACUGUUGCCGGGAAUGUGGGAAGGCCUUCAGCCAGUGUUCAACUCUCACUGUGCAUCAGAGGAUUCACACUGGAGAAAAGCUCUAUAAAUGUGCUGAGUGUGACAAGGCCUUUAAUUGCAGAGCAAAGCUCCACAGACACCAGAGAAUCCACACAGGGGAGAAACCCUACAAAUGUGCUGAGUGUGGGAAAGGCUACAGUCAGUUUCCAUCCCUAGCUGAACACCAGAGACUCCAUACUGGAGAACAGCUUUGCCAGUGCUUGCAAUGUGGGAGAACCUUUACACGUGUCUCUACCCUUAUUGAACAUCAGAGAAUUCAUACUGGGCAGAAACCAUAUCAAUGCAAUGAAUGUGGGAAGACCUUCAACCAGUAUUCAUCCUUCAAUGAACAUCGGAAGAUUCAUACUGGGGAGAAACUUUACACGUGUGAAGAAUGUGGGAAAGCCUUUGGCUGUAAAUCAAACCUUUAUCGACACCAGAGGAUCCAUACUGGAGAGAAACCCUAUCAGUGUAAUCAGUGUGGAAAGGCCUUCAGCCAGUAUUCGUUCCUAACUGAACACGAGCGAAUCCAUACUGGAGAGAAGCUCUACAAAUGUAUGGAGUGUGGGAAGGCCUAUAGUUAUAGGUCAAACCUUUGUAGACACAAAAAGGUUCACCUUAAAGAAAGGCUCUAUAAAUGGAAAGAAUAUGGAGCACCUUUUAUCUAUGGAUCAUCCCUUACUCCGUAUCAGAAAUUUCUGAGAGGAGACAAGCCCGAGGAUUUUAAUUCAUCCCUCUAAUCCAAGACAGCAGCCAGAAGAGUAACUAGAGUACAAAUCCAAAUAGAUUUCAACUUUUUUACUUUACAACAAAUACUUACUACUAAAUCAUAUGCAGUUGAACAGUGAAAAUACCAAGAAUGGUGAUGGCAACCAUUUAAGAUUUAUUACAAAAAAAAUUGAAUAUCAUUUUUUAAAUUCAUAGAAAAAGUAUGAAGGCCUCAUUUAAAAACAAAACACAUGAGUAACUGUUUCAUAUAAACAUUGUUUCAUGACUUUUCUUUUCAAGAUGGUCUCUGAAAUAGUUGAUAAUAUGAAGAAUUGUGGGGCCUCAGUCCCUAAAACGGUGAGCUGGUCUAGGGAGAACUCGUUUUCAUAAAGAGCCACUGCAGAGGAAGAGAAUAAUUUGUUGUUUAUCAACAAUAGAACUCUUUAUGAAGUGCCCCUUAUACAGCAUACAUGUUUGUAUGUAUGCAUAUAUAUUCAUAUAUACACAUAUAUGAUUUUAUGUAUUUAUGGUCAUGUCAUUUAAUAGUGAGGAUACAGUUUGGAAAUGCUCCAUUAGGCAGUUUCGUCUUUAUAGAAGCAUCAUUGUACUUGCACAACCCUAGAUGGUCUGGGUCAGCUAAUCAGCAUGAUCUCUUGAGGUGAUUAACAUACCAUACUUUUAAAAAAAUUGAGAUUAUAAUUUAAUUACAUUUUUCCUUUCUCUUUUUCCAUAUGCAUAUAUCCAUACUUUUAUAGUAUUUUUUAUUGAUUUGCUAGUUUAUUUUAGAUAGGGUCUCACUAUGUAGCCUAGGAUGGCCUUGAUCUCAUUAUAUAGCUCAGACUGACUUUGAACUUGUAGUCUUAUUGCAUCAACUUCCCACAUACUGGGAUUGCAGUCAUGAGCCAUCAUGCUUGGUGUAAAUUUUAUUAAUAGGAUGUGUACACUCUAAAAUAUAGAUAAAAAUAUAGUAUAGCAAGUGAAUAAAUUAGUAAUAUAGUUUGUCACCAUCAUCAUAUGUCAUGUACUGUACAUAGUUGUGUGUGCUGCAAUGUCAUCUGGCUGCCAGCACAGCAGGUUUAUUUGCACAAGUGAGUAUUGAAUUGUGCCUAAGGUGUUAUGAUGGUUAUAAAGUCAUGACAGCUCUGAUGUCAUUAGACAAGUGGGAAUUUUCCAGGCCAGUUAUAGUCUAAUGAGACCACUGUGAUAUAUGUUGUCUAUCAUUGACCAAAACAUCAUCAUAGGCAAAUGGCUGCAUGCACAUACUCUCAUAUACAGGGGUAGAUGUGUGUGCCAAUGUGUAUACUCUGUUUACUAACUUAGAAUUUACUUUUUCAAAUUAAAUACUUCCCCAAAGGGAAACUUUCA
Mesocricetus auratus (golden hamster) is the source of this 3207-nucleotide messenger RNA. It is a transcript of the gene Znf879, whose product is annotated as zinc finger protein 879. Gene Ontology annotation, biological process: negative regulation of transcription by RNA polymerase II. Lineage: Eukaryota; Metazoa; Chordata; Mammalia; Rodentia; Cricetidae. The record is from RefSeq and is a predicted model, not a curated record. Gene Ontology annotation, molecular function: RNA polymerase II cis-regulatory region sequence-specific DNA binding; DNA-binding transcription repressor activity, RNA polymerase II-specific. The transcript is spliced from 5 exons. The coding region runs from base 195 to 1874 and encodes 559 amino acids.